Messenger RNA from Cuscuta epithymum, 1418 nucleotides. The record is from the annotation of a GenBank genome assembly. Lineage: Eukaryota; Viridiplantae; Streptophyta; Magnoliopsida; Solanales; Convolvulaceae.
GGGAAGCACGUGCCAAUCGAAUGGCCUUCUAAACGACCCGAUUCCAGAAACCCUCAGAGAUUUGCAUUACAGAAGAUCAAAUAGAAAAAUCCCUUCUGAAGUGGAAGGAGAAGGGGAGAAAAGAUCGAAAGACAGGAGAGAAAUGGAGAAAUACGAGAAGCUAGAGAAGGUCGGUGAAGGAACCUACGGGAAGGUGUAUAAGGCGAAGGACACGGCGACGGGACAACUGGUGGCUCUGAAGAAGACGCGGCUGGAAAUGGAUGAGGAAGGGAUUCCUCCCACCGCUCUCCGUGAGAUUUCCCUCCUCCAAAUGCUCUCCCACUCCCUCUACGUCGUUCGCCUCCUCUGCGUCGAGCACGUCGAGAAGAAUGGGAAGCCUCUGCUUUACCUCGUCUUUGAGUAUCUGGACACCGAUCUCAAGAAAUUCAUCGAUUCCCACCGCAAAGGCCCGAAUCCCAGGCCGCUCCCGCCUUCCCAGAUCCAAAGCUUCCUUUUUCAGUUGUGCAAGGGUGUUGCCCACUGCCAUAGCCACGGUGUUCUUCACAGAGACCUGAAGCCUCAGAACCUUUUGGUCGACAAGGAGAAGGGAAUACUCAAGAUUGCCGAUCUCGGCCUGGGCAGGGCAUUCACAGUGCCACUCAAGAGCUACACUCAUGAGAUUGUGACCUUAUGGUAUAGAGCCCCUGAAGUUCUUUUGGGAUCCACUCACUACUCAACGGCUGUUGAUAUGUGGUCUGUUGGUUGCAUUUUCGCUGAAAUGGUAAGGAGACAAGCUCUGUUUCCUGGGGAUUCUGAGUUUCAGCAACUGCUUCACAUAUUCAGGAUGCUAGGAACACCAACAGAACAACAGUGGCCUGGGGUGAGUUCUCUUAGGGACUGGCAUGUCUACCCACAAUGGGAGCCUCAGACCUUGGCUCGGGCUGUUCCAUCAAUGUGUCCGGAGGGCGUUGACCUUCUAUCAAAAAUGUUGAAGUAUAAUCCAGCUGAUAGAAUUUCAGCUAAAGCUGCUCUGGAUCAUCCCUACUUUGACAGCUUGGACAAGUCUCAAUUCUGAUGCCCCAGGUGUGAAUCUAAUGGAUGUCAUCAUCUUGGUGAAUGCAACCAUCUUUCAUGUAACCUUUUCAGGGAAAUGUCUUUCCCUUGCGAGCUGUAUUAUCCAAUCAUGCUGUAAUAUCCGACGUAUCAGAUGUAUUUGCCAUGGUGCUUUUUCGUGUCCCCUUGUCAUGAUUAUUUGGUAAUAGAACCUAUAUAAAGUUAAGUACAUAUGUUACUCAGAAACUCAACUGAAAGUUGGGAGGUUUAAUUUUAUUGGUUAAUACUUCUUUAACUUCAUGCGAUUAAAAGAGUGUUUGUGUAUGAUUGUUCUAUUUUUCAGCUGUUUGGAGGCUGUGAAUAUGUAAAGCUUAGUACAUAUGUAA